CCCGCCCCCCGCGCCCUCCCGGCCCGCCCGCGCCGGCGCCUCCCAGUCCGCUCCCGCCGCCCGUGCGCCCCGGCUGCCCGCCCGAGAGCUCGCUCUGCGCUCACGCGCCUCCCUCCAGCCGAGCCCGGGUCCGGGCUGCCGCCGCCGCUGCCGGGACAUGGUCCUCUGCGUCCAGGGACCUCGUCCUUCACUGGCUCCGGAGCGGAGCGGGCAGCGGCCCCGGUGGGCCCAGCCUGAGCCAGUUAUGCAGCCGUUGCCUGCCGGGCCCUUCCCGGAGGAGGUGGCAGAGGAGGCCCCGGCCCAGCCAGAGCGCGAGCCCCGGGUGCUAGACCCGGAGGAGGACCUGCUGUGCAUAGCCAAGACCUUCUCCUACCUGCGGGAGUCGGGCUGGUACUGGGGCUCCAUCACGGCCAGCGAGGCCCGGCAGCACCUGCAGAAGAUGCCCGAGGGCACCUUCCUGGUCCGGGACAGCACCCACCCCAGCUACCUGUUCACGCUGUCCGUCAAGACCACCCGCGGCCCCACCAACGUGCGCAUCGAGUACGCCGACUCCAGCUUCCGCCUGGACUCCAACUGCCUGUCCCGGCCGCGCGUCCUCGCCUUCCCGGACGUGGUCAGCCUCGUGCAGCACUACGUGGCCUCCUGCGCCACCGACGGCCGAAGCGACAGCCCGGACCCUGCGCCCCCGCCGGCCCCGCCUGUCCCCAAGGAAGAGGGGGACCCCGCGCUGCCCGCCCCCGCGGCCACGGCUGUGCACCUGAAGCUGGUGCAGCCCUUCGUGCACCGCAGCCGCGCGCCCAGCCUGCAGCACCUGUGCCGCCUGGCCAUCCACCGCCUGGUGGCCGACGUGGACUGCCUGCCGCUGCCCCGGCGCAUGGCCGACUACCUCCGCCAGUACCCCUUCCAGCUCUGACCCGUCCUCCGGAGGGGACACCGGCCCCGCUGGACUCAGGCUGCCGCUGUCCCUCCUCCGGUGCCCACGUGCUUCUGGCAGCUGGACCUGGGAGAGCCCGCGGGAGCCAGGCUGGGGGGCGAGGAGCAGCGGGGAGUGUCACACAACGUGGAGAUCGUGCCCCCAGCUCCCAUGUGGCUCCUGGUGGCAAGCCACGUGUCAGAGGAGAGGAGCCGGGCAGGCCCUGGCUCACCGUGGGCAGGGCCGGGCCCACUCACCCGCGCAGCCUCCUGAGCUCCGCAGACUUUGCCUGAGACUUUGCAGGCUCUCCGUGCCCGACUUUCUCAGGGAGGAUGGCGGCCAGGGGAAGGGAGGGGGCCCGUGACGUCCCCUGGUGGGGAGCAGGCCAGGCCGGGCCACGCAGUUACACGUAUUUAUUUAUUUAUUCUCCUCGGGCUGGCCUCCGGGUGGGCCAGCCCCGCCUCUCUGCCCUGAGCCCCCAGAGCUCCCGGAGGGGACCCCAGCUCCGCCCAGCUUCUCUGCUCCUCCCUGCAGAGAGCCCGUCCUGAGACCCAAGGCGCCCGCCGACUCCCCGCCUGUGGGUGUGUCCGCCCCGUCUCCCCCAGCCCUGCACAGGAGGCGGGCGAAUGGACAAGAACAUGGAACCAAAGCUUCAGCACCCAGCGGAGCCUGACAGACCCCCCCCGCCCCCCGCCCCCCAGGGCAGAGCCCUGUGUCCUUAGAGCUGGUCUCGCUGGCCGCCGCCGCUCCGCUGACCUUGCUUCCCCCCAGGAAGGGCCCGCCCGCCCCCCUGAGAGAGCGAAAGAAACGCGCACCUGAGAAGACUUUGUAAAAUAAUUACUGUCACAAAAACACAAACACACACACUUUGGUAGUCUUUUUUUCUUCCACUGAUUUUUCUAUAAUGGCAAUAAAAUUGUUCCUUUCGUUUGUGGA
Messenger RNA from Eptesicus fuscus (big brown bat), 1849 nucleotides. It is a transcript of the gene CISH, whose product is annotated as cytokine inducible SH2 containing protein. Gene Ontology annotation, cellular component: phosphatidylinositol 3-kinase complex. Gene Ontology annotation, molecular function: 1-phosphatidylinositol-3-kinase regulator activity. NCBI's taxonomy places the organism in Eukaryota, Metazoa, Chordata, Mammalia, Chiroptera, Vespertilionidae. The record is from RefSeq and is a predicted model, not a curated record. The transcript is spliced from 3 exons. Gene Ontology annotation, biological process: phosphatidylinositol phosphate biosynthetic process; intracellular signal transduction. Bases 158 to 913 code for a protein of 251 amino acids.